This is a messenger RNA of Ceratina calcarata, 1461 nucleotides long. It is a transcript of the gene Pex11c, whose product is annotated as peroxisomal biogenesis factor 11c. The record is from RefSeq and is a predicted model, not a curated record. The transcript is spliced from 4 exons. Gene Ontology annotation, cellular component: peroxisomal membrane. Gene Ontology annotation, biological process: peroxisome fission. Bases 674 to 1372 code for a protein of 232 amino acids. NCBI's taxonomy places the organism in Eukaryota, Metazoa, Arthropoda, Insecta, Hymenoptera, Apidae.
AUGGACUGGCUGCCGAUCGUAUUAGUUCGGUAACCGAUCAAAAUUUCAAUUCAUGCGUUUACCCCUUUGCCCAUAUAUGACACCACAGCGGCGAGCGACUCUAGCUUUAAUUUGACUCACGUUUCAUAAAAAUCUAUGCAGUGGAAUUUGAAAUAUAGAAAUGUUUCUUCGUGUCACGGAGAUGACAGGUGGAUGACAGAUUUCAAAAGAAUCAAAAGACUAUGAUAUAAAUUGCAGCUUUUGGCUGGAAUCUCAAUUAGAAUUUUAGUCAAGAUUCAUUUGCAUUGUAAUUGAGUUCAGGCGUUGUUACACGAAUUGUUCUACGUAUUUAUAACAUAUUUCUUAUUAUGUCAUUCCGUCACUGUGUUUUUCAGUGUUUGAAAUCUGAACCUUAGAAUUAGUACAAAGUUCAAAAUAUUUCAUUCAAGAUUGAUGAUUUUUGUAUGAUUCAGCAGAUAGAUUAGAUUCAAUUAUAAGAGGUUAAAAUUGUUUACAUUUGUCAAGCAGUCAAUUGCAAGCAGGCGAAAGGAUCGAGAGAUAUCAAUUUGCAUCUGUCAUGCCAAGUAGGUCAGGAAUCGAUUUGGGCAGCUGUACGGCUUAAAUUUAGCACGAAUUGAUUCUAAAAAAAAUUUGUGAUACUUUUCAUCGCAAACACUUCUAUUUUUAUAUCGAAAUGAGCGUCGCAUUAAUAUCAGAAUACUUGGAUACGUAUCAAGGGAGGGAUAAAUUUUUAAGAACGUUGUCCUACAUAGCAAAAUUUGCCACAGUAGGAACAUCGUCGAAUGAAACCGAGAAAAAGUUGAGAGUAAUUAGCAGACAAAUGAGUGAAUGCAGAGUGAUACUGAGAUUGCUAGACGACAUACCUGUAUUACAUUAUGCUCUGACAUAUGGAUGGGGAAAAACGGAGACAGAUUGGUUGAUUAGGUGGACAGAAUUGACACAAAUUGCAGUUGAUAUCAUAUUCUGCCCAAUAGAACACAUCUCCUGGGCUGGCGAGCAUAAAUUAAUUAAAGUCGACACAGAAGUAUGGUCCAAUACUUCUACAUGGCUUUGGAUAAUUUCCUUGCAGCUUUCGUUAAUGAAGUCUCUACGGAGACUGAAGACGCUUAGCAAUUACAGAAGGCAUCUCAUUGAAACUAAUUAUAAUGCGAGGACAGCCUUGAAGGCAGUUAACAAACAGAGAUGGAAUGAAUCACUGGGUUGCAUUAGAUGUCUAUUAGAUACCAGUUACGCGAUUAGUUAUUUGCCAGCUGGUACGCUUUGGGGUGGUAAAUUAAAAACUUGGCACGUUGGAGCACUCGGAACUCUCUCAUCCUUGAUUGGCAUGUAUCAAGCUCUAAGCAAACGGGCAGAGCAGAAAAAGCAGUCUUAACAGUAUUGAGUUGGCAACUAACUUCCCGCCGUUUUUUUAAAUUUGUUAAAAGUUUAUUUUUCAAUAAAAAUUACCAACUAAUUAAUCAA